CCGGGCACAGCCACCGCUACCUCAGGGCCCUUGCGGGGAGCCGAGGGCGAGCUCCCUUCCCCUCCCUUCCCUUCCCUUCCCGUGCCGUGCCGUGCCGUGCCGUGCCGUGCCGGCCAGGCCCGCCCGGCGGCGCAUGCGGGCCGGGGAGGCGGGAACCGUCCCGAGAUGGCGGCGCGGCCGCCGGUGCCGCUGGGACGGUUCCUGCUGCUGCUGGCGCAGGAGCACCUGGAGUUCCGCCUGCCGGAAAUAACAUCUUUGCUCUCGCUCUAUGGUGGACAAUUUAGCGAUCAGCAGGAAAUUUGUGUAAAUUCUCCGUUUUGGAUUCUCAAUAUUCCUUCAGAAGAGAUGGCAAGGAGAAUAAUGAAACGGACAGUAUGUGCAAAGUCUAUAUUUGAACUGUGGGGUCAUGGCAGGUCUGCAGGGGAGCUCUAUGCAUCUUUGAAGAACUACCCAAUGGACAAGAUGCUUCCAUAUCUACAGCCUGACUCUACAUACAAAAUACGUAUUCAUACUUUUAAUAAAACACUGACCCAAGCACAGAAAAUAAAGAAGAUAGAUGCUCUUGAAUUUCUGCCAUUCAACGGAAAAGUAAAUUUAAAGAAUCCAGAACACGUCUUCUGGAUUUUGGAAGAUUAUGGAAUGGACCCUAAUAAUGUUCCAGAAGAGCCCUUUGAUCUGUAUUUUGGUAGAUGGAUUGCAGAUGGCCAAAGAGAACUCAUUGAGUCCUACAGUGUAAAAAAGAGACACUUUAUUGGAAAUACUAGCAUGGAUGCCUGCCUGUCUUUCAUUAUGGCAAAUCACGGAAGAGUGAAACCCAACGAUAUUGUAUAUGACCCCUUUGUUGGAACAGGUGGCCUCCUUAUCUCCUCGGCACACUUUGGAGCAUAUGUGUGUGGUACUGAUAUAGACUACAACACAAUCCAUGGAUUAGGCAAGGCAAGCAGAAAGAACCAGAAAUGGAGAGGACCAGAUGAAAAUAUCAGAGCUAAUCUCCGACAGUACGGUUUAGAGAAGUAUUACCUUGAUGCCCUAGUUUCUGAUUCUUCACGACCAGUAUGGCGAAAAGGGAUGCUGUUUGAUGCAAUCAUUACAGAUCCACCAUAUGGUAUCAGAGAAGCUACUCGCAGAACAGGUUCACAGAAGGAAUCAGUUAAGUCAGCUGAAAGAAGCACAGAAAAUCACAUCUUCAUUUCAUCGAACUAUCAUCUGAGCGAUAUCUUUUUUGACCUAUUGAAGUUUGCAGCAGAAUAUCUGGUGAUGGGAGGAAGAUUAGUUUACUGGCUGCCGAUAUACAGGCCUGAAUAUACAGAAGAGAUCAUUCCCCGCCACCCAUGCCUGAAACUUAUUAGCAACUGCGAGCAGAUGCUUUCCAGCCACACGUCAAGGCGCCUGAUAACCAUGGAAAAGGUGAAAGAAUACAAGGAUCAAGAUCAGAAUUCUUACUUGUUGGAUGAUCAAUACAUGCCGUACAGGGGACACAAUUCUUUUCGUGAGAAGUAUUUCAGUGGUGUGACAAAGAGAAUUGCCAAGGAAGAAAAAGACAACCAGAAGUAAAAUACAAUAUAAACAGAUUAAAAAAUGAGGAAAGAAUGAAGAUUGUGUUUCUUUGUAAGGACAUCUGGAUAUGAACAUUCAUUUGGAUGCUUCAGAAAAAUAAAUACUGCUUUUAAUUUUAAAGCAAGAUGAAGCCCACAACACAGGUUGAGAGCAGUUCUUUUUAAUUAGCUUUGUUUAUAGCAGAUUUUAUUGUACAAGUUUUUCUGAGUCUUAUUUAAUUUAUAUUUGUACUUUCAAGUUAUAAUGAUGAUUGACUAAAACCAUUAUUAUUGUUCUUCCACCAUUAACAUUUACAAAAAGUAGUAGUAUUACUUGGCUUCUUAAACUGUGAACAUCUGGCUGUUUUAGAAACACGUGGUGGUGAUCAAGGAUUGCUUAUUGUGAAGAUCAUUUUCUUUUUUUUUUCUAAAUGAUAUACAGUAAAACAGAAAAGUUUGUUGUGAGUUUUUAUUUUUAAUUGUUGUAUGCAGUAACUGUCCAUAUGUGUUCUGAUUUGCUCUGGCUGAGUCCAGCAGUGUUUAAAAAAAAAACAAAACAAAGAAACAGAUGUGUGCACACGCGUGUGCACACAGGCACACACGACUCUGUGACCUGACAAACUCUGGAGAGCCUAUUAAACCCUAUGAAGCCUGUCCACAUCUGAAGCUCAUCUGUACCUUGGAUUUGCUCUUGCAUUCCUAAACCUUGACUCUUGGUCAAGCCAACUGUCUGCAAUUUUUGGUUCAGAAACUGAUAGUUAAAGCAGUAACAACAGCAUAAAAUCAGUAAUGGUUCCCUAAUGGUAUUAAGCCUAAUCAAAUCUUUGAAAUUGAAGAUGUAGUUGUUAAAGGGAAAACUUUGCUGAAUCUGUACCAUGUCCGUCAUGAAAAUACCUCAUUUGAAAACCACUAAGCCCAUUAAUUCAGGAUGUUAAUGGUUCUUCUCGUUUUGGUGGUCAAAUAUGGCCAAAUACUCUUCAGCAGGGCCUUGGUGAAUGUAUCUGCUAGCUCCAGCCAGGGAAAGCCUCACUUCUUAAUUUGCUGCAAGCUACUGACUGUGGCCACAUUAUGAUCUUUGUAGAUUAUAAUCUUUAAGAGUCUCUCCAAAAACCCAGUCAUACCUAGGCAAGUAUGAAUCGUUGUGUAUCUGGUUGAGUUCAUUAAUUCAAUUUGCUCUUCUCUGUGUUGUGGUCCUCAGCUGCAACAGCGAGAGCUCAAAUAUUCGAUGACAACUUUUGUCUGACCUUCUGGAUCUAAUCUGUGGUGUUUUAGGUAGUUCUGAAAUAGCGAUUUAUUUUCUCUGUUUCCAUUAUAAAUCACUUUGUUUUGAGACUCUUAAUGUCAGCCAUCUAAGAAUUGUUCGGGGCUAAACUUGGAGCAAGAUCAAAGCUCAGAAAAUUUUUCAAAAGCAGAAUUUGAAUCGAUCACUUUCAAAUAUUACAUCAAAAAAUAACUGCUUCUGAAAAUCUGUCUUCAUGUAACUUCUGACUUCAAUUUUAGCAUUACAAUUUGGCAUUCAGUCUUUAUUACUUUACAAAUUAAAAUUACUUUCUGUUCUUCAGAGGCAAGGAAUUUUUGUAGAUGGAUUUAUUAUGCAUUUAUAACUUCACUUUUGUAAAAGUUACUCUACAUAGACAUGAUCUAAAUGGUUAUACAAGAUGUAAGGUAGUGGCAAAUUUGGCCCUGUCUAUUAAAAGAGAAUGAUUUAGUUUAUUUCUCCUCUUCUUGGUCCAAUUUUUAGUCUAUUCAGCAGUGGUGGUGCGGCCUCUGUUUAGCAGUUCAUACAUAACGGCUCUAUCGUUACUGAAGAAUACCCUUUUGAACAGAAGCUGGGAGUGUGUUUGGGGUACUACAUAAACACCCACUAAUCAAAAAGAGUUUAGAAUUGAAAUCAGAUGUUCCAGCUCUGCUGAUCCCCAACAUUAAAGCCAUCACUUGGAAAUAUUUCUGAUCCCUAAACUUCUCCUCAUUUAACGUGCGUGCUCCAGACAAUUGUGUGCGCAGGCUUGCCGAGCAGAGGCGUUUGUAGCUGCAGAGCCGUGACACAGCCCUCGCGCUGCCUCUAGCAGAGGACUGACAAGCGGGUGAGUUAUCCUUUCGACAGGACUUGGCCACCGGUGGCCGCGGUUCCUGGCGCGUUCCCUCGAUCAGGUUCCAUUCAGUCUCUCUCCGUGAAGUUCCAGCUUCUUGUCCCUGGCAGGGAGGGUCAGUUCGGGAGCCCGCGCUGAACUCAUUCCGUUGUCAUUCUCUCCUUUGGGGUGGUUUGGUGCCAUUUUCCAGUUUUGAAAAAUAAACGUUAUUUUUGGAGUGCCUUGUUGUGCUGGAGCAAAUUGGAGGGAGGGAAGAGCUGAAAGCGGCUGCAAGGUCAUACGGGGAGAGGCCCUCUCUUGCUGUAGGAAGCGUUUUGUUGAGUCAACAAAGGGAAAGGGUCCCUGUCUCUUCACAGAAUCCCAUUGCUUGGAGGUGGUGUUUCUGGCUGCAAAGCCUCCCAUGUAUCUACAGGAAAAGUAGCAGAAAAGCAGUGGAAGUAGAUUUCGUCUACGUUAAUUCUGUGCCCUGCCUGCUUAUCUCUCUCUAAUAUUUUUUUGUCAAUUACUGGCCAAUUUGAACAGGUUUGACAGAAGAUCAAGGUUUAAUGGGGUCUUGCAGAUAAGAAGAAUCUACUUUUUUUUUUUUUUUUUUUUUAAUGAGCAGAAGCGUUGAAGAAAAAGACCUAGUUAAUUAUCUCUUCCAAGAAGAAAGGCUGAAAUAAGAGUUCAGCUCUCGUUCAACAUCAGAGAACUUGCAUGGUAACAAGAUCUUGAGACAAGAAUGCCAACAACCAUUUUUGUUCCUGCUGCCACAAACAGUGCUGAUCCUGCUGCUACUUGAACGUCUCUUUAAAACUAAAAGACCCAAAUAAAAGCAUGCAAAGAACUUUUUUUUGGAGGAACGUGAAGGCCUACUCAUGCUAUGACAUGACACCACCUCGCAAAGGCUGAGACUCAGUGGUUUCCUAUCAUCGCUCUGAUGAAAGGAGUCAAGCAGAUGUACCAGCUUGCUGAACAUCUCAGGGAAAGAGCAGUCCUCCCUUUAAACCAGCCUAAGAAACCCGUGUCUGUUGUUAGGACAUCUAGAGCUCGGUCUCCGCUAGCAGAGCAAGCCUCUUGUUUCCACAGGAUGUGCACUGGGCGUUGUGCUGGUACCACGCACUACAGCAACUUCCACUCGCUGGGUAGGGGCACUUGAGCUCUUGAAGGCAGCUUUUGGUGGAGCCUUCCUUCCUCUUUACUUUUUCAACAGGGCAGGUAGGCUGUGUAGUCCUUAAUUGUUUGGCCUCUCUUCUCCUUUUUCCACUAGCCUCAUGUGCAGUAUUUUAGCUCAGAGCUGUGACUUACAAGAGGGUCAUUUGUACCCGUACAUGUGGAAGUUGGCAGAAGGCAGCCAAAUUUUUCUGAGUUCUCAGUCAAGGCUCACCUGUCCAAAAAUACUGAAAAACACUGCUAAGAAGAUAGGCUUUCUCUCAGGCUGUACUGAUACACCAGUUAACUGCAGAGCUGUUAACAGGCUGAAGCACCGUAAUAAUUCUGAAUCUUCUCUUCCAUCAGUACUUUUUAAGGUCUCUUUGUUAAUGGUUACUUCCACCAUCCCCAGAAGAGCUUCACAGCCUCUGGGCCACCAUCCAGAGAAGGUGACCCUGUGACUUCGCACUGUCCUCCGGCCACCAGUCUUCCAGAGACGAAGAUGUCCUCUGGGAGAGGGCAAGACUGGAGCAGAUGACCCGCAGGGGUUACCAGUUUCCCUGUCAGAGCGCAAGCAGCUCUGGGGUUAGCUGCUGGGAGACUGAUAAAGGCUCCAAAAAGCAAAGGCUGGCUCAGCUCCCGUCACCACCACGUUUCUCUUUUCUGACUCUUCUUUCCACCCCUUCACUGAAGCUGAGAAGAAAACUUAAAAACAUUCUUUCUUUGCUGUUUAGUUUGGUCUGCAGUCUAAACUGAGGUCCAGAGUUGAACAAGGCUGUCUUUUCAGUUUGGAAAUUCCUUCCUCGCUCCUAAAAAGAACAGAGUUUUGGGUAAUCAGGAGAAGGAAGGGGCCAGUAUCCCUUUCUCUUUUGUCUGCUAUUUGGAAAAAAUAUUUUUUUAACCGCAUUUGCAUAUGCUGCUGAUUUUGGUCAUCGCAUCAUUUAAAACAACUAAAUGUAUAUCACCUGCCUCUAUGCUGCCCUUUUAAAUAUAUUUCUCUGGUGUUCUUUUGUUGGCUUCUUGGAUUGUAAAAAUCUCUGUUUAUGUAUGUAUGCUCACAACCAUUUUCAUUAUGGGUGUCUAUCAUUGUUGCUGCUAUUCUGUACAGUCUCUAAUCAGUUACAGCUUUCCUGAGCCUACGGAUGUGGAGGAUACCUCUCAAAAGAGACGUCAGCUCUCUUUCAGCUAAAAAGUCUAAUCAAACUCAAGGUCCUGGAGAAAUGACAAGCUGCCUGGCUAGACUAACGGUAUUGGACCUCAAGACAAGUUUGCCACGUUAGAUCUUUUUAAAUUCUUAUAUGUCAAUUAAAAUGAGGUAAGCAGCCAAAAAAUAAAAUCUAUUGAUGGUAGAUCUUAUUGUCUUCAUUGCCACUGUUGUGAUUUUAGGUAUGUCUCAGUAAGAUGCCUGGGAGAUACAUUACAGAUUUCUGACAAACCGCAGCAGACUUAGGCACAGGAGGCUUCCCGCAUGUCAGGUUUGACAAGGAGUAUUUUCAGUACAAAUGGUUAGGAACAGGACAUUUUGUUUUAUUUAAAAUUCCACAAAAGUUGUUUUUUUAAUUCAGUUUUGGGGUGCGGGAUGAAGAGAUUAUUUUGUACAAGGAAACAAUGAUUGCCAAUAAUCAUCUAGGAAUCUAAUUGAAAAUGUCUGUUGCAUUAAAUAAAAUGGUUAAAAUAAACAAUCUUCCCUUCUAAUGAUAUCAAAGCAGUGUUAUAUUUUUAAUUUUAAUUCUUUCUUUUCUGGUUUAAUUCUUUCCAAAACUAAGUUUUGUUUAAAAUAUUUUUUCAAGCUUUUAUUUCAAUGCAAAUGUCAUUUACUGUAUAAAAUUUGAAUUUAAAAUUUGUUGUUCAUGGAUUCAUUCUAAUAAAUUUAAUAACUAAUACAGUGCAAAAUAGCCAGUCAUGUUACUGUAUGUUAUGGGAUUAUUAAUAAAUUCUAAAUAAACAGAUAACUCUU
Molecule: messenger RNA, 6713 nt
Organism: Cygnus atratus (black swan)
Lineage: Eukaryota; Metazoa; Chordata; Aves; Anseriformes; Anatidae
Gene: TRMT11
Product: tRNA methyltransferase 11 homolog
Exons: 13
Coding region: 166-1554 (462 amino acids)
Biological process (GO): methylation
Cellular component (GO): cytoplasm
Molecular function (GO): nucleic acid binding
Source: RefSeq, a predicted model, not a curated record